AUUACGACGCCAACGUCGUGGAUGAGGUUCACAAAAGACAACAUAGCAAGGUCGCAGAGGCAAAGAAUAGCUUCGGAGAGAAUAAGAAACGGGAUCGAUAAUUUCCUGAGGUCCGUCGCGAGUAGCAUACAUGGGCGAUUCGCCAUAGUGAACAACGCACUGUCAACAAGAAUCCAAGAAAUUAGAGAUGCCAAAGACAAGCUGGAGAACUCGCUUAAGAAAACAAAAAGAGAGAUAUUCGACAUAGAGGAAGCUAUUGAACUGAUAAAUAAGUCAUUGGCCGACAAGCUACCACCCCUUAGACUGGCUGAGACUAGACUGGAGGAGCGCGUGCGCCGAACCAAUGUAGAGAACUGCCAAGAUACAUCAAUGGAGGCGUAA
Messenger RNA from Protopolystoma xenopodis, 381 nucleotides. The record is from the annotation of a GenBank genome assembly. Lineage: Eukaryota; Metazoa; Platyhelminthes; Monogenea; Polystomatidea; Polystomatidae.